ACACCACACCACACCACACUGUACUGCACAGCACUGCACUACGCCCAACAGACAGACAGACAGACAGACGAACUACCGGCUACUUCAUAUUUUUUUACGAAAAGAAAGAUUCAACGCUAUUUUUCUGUACUUUUAACACCACAGCAAAAUUUCUCUUUAUUUCUUCAAACCAAUUUACAACAUGAAGCGGCGGCUUUCGUUUGUUUUCAAGCAGCUGAAGCGCAAAAUCGUGGUUAGCAUCGCCGGCGAUGCCAACCCGCAGCGGCAGGCGGUCGUCAGCCUGUGCCUUCUGGCCCUGACGGAGCUCGCGCUGCUGACGCUGACGUUCUGCACAAACUUUUUGUCGGCGUACAUCCACAACACACUGGAGGUCUUCCACAACUUUCGGCUGCGCUCCCUGGCCAACGCGCAGAAUAUUGUUGCAUUCGAGCGGAGCACGGGGCUUUUCUUCGAGCAGCGGCUGCAGCAGUGGCACGAGACGCAUCUCGCGUGUAACGAGGGCGCUGCGUCGCCGUCGCUGUCGCCGUCGCCAUCGCCGGUUGCCGACUACGUGCCGCUGGCGUCGGGGGACUCGCCGUACUAUGCACCGGAGGGCGCCAGCGCCGUCGCGUUUGGCGACCUGUCGCCAGCGCAGCAGUACCGCUUCUUGCGCGCCGUGUGGGUGCUGAGCGCCUGGGUGUCCUUCCUCGGCUUCCUGUUCAUCCCGACCAUGCCCCCGCGUCUGCUGCCGGUCUGCGACUUCCUCAACGCCCUGGGGGCCAACGUCGGCGCCUGCCUGACCAUCGACUUCUCGUUCAUUGACUCCAUCGGCGCACACGGCUCGCUGCUGUGGGACUGGAACGACGAGGCCGUCAAGACGCUCAACAACCCCUACGCCGCGUUCCCCUCGCAGCACACCAUCUUUGCCGCAUGGUGCGCCAUCGCCUGGAUCAAGCUCAUCGGCCCUGCGUCGCCGGCGCUUUCCGUGUCGUCGUCGGCCUACUGGCUGCGCGCGCUGAUGCGGUGGGCUAUUCUGCUGUACCCCAUGGCCACAAUCUACUGCAUCGUCAUCACCGCCAACCACUACAUCUCGGACGCCUUGGGUGGACUCGUGGUGCUGGCCUUCUCGUAUGCGCCGUCACCUAUACUACACGCUCCGGACGCGCAGCUUCUCCGCCAGCAAGCGCGCUCUGUUCCGUCAACCCUGCCUUACUGAGUGGCGCAGCACGGCCCACUAAUACACUUACACAGGCCGCCUGUGCCGUCAUAUUACAUUGUUAUUUUUACUUUUACUUUUAUACUUGGUAUUUUUAUGUUUUGCGUCUUUUAAUAUCCUUGCACUCUUCUCUCUUCUAAACAGACACACAAAACACAGUAGCAAACAGUACACAAUGGUGUUUAACUAAACGCGUUGGUCAAACACCAUUGUGUACCGUUUGCUACUGUGUUUUGUGUGCUUGUGUUCUUUGUUCUUGUUCUUUGUUUUGUGCACAGACACAAUGUCCUGCGGCCACAAUGGCGCCAUUUGUCUGGACGCGCUGUAUUCGCUUUAGCAGACCAAAAUGAAAAAUAAAAGAACAGCAAUUGUGUCGCACAAUUGCAUACUGCUUGUCUCGUCGUCGCUGUAUCUGUUGCAUACAUUGCCGUUGCUUUUAUUGAUGUUGUUCCGUGGAGCUGUGUGGAUGCAGUAGUGGUUUUCUGACAGGCACUCUACU
This is a messenger RNA of Kickxella alabastrina, 1694 nucleotides long. RefSeq lists its product as uncharacterized. Gene Ontology annotation, biological process: sphingolipid biosynthetic process; inositol phosphoceramide metabolic process. Gene Ontology annotation, cellular component: inositol phosphoceramide synthase complex. NCBI's taxonomy places the organism in Eukaryota, Fungi, Kickxellomycota, Kickxellomycetes, Kickxellales, Kickxellaceae. The record is from RefSeq and is a predicted model, not a curated record. Gene Ontology annotation, molecular function: inositol phosphoceramide synthase activity. The transcript is spliced from 3 exons. Bases 182 to 1195 code for a protein of 337 amino acids.